CAACUAUAUCUAAAUACACAAAACGAGUUCAAAAAACUAGAAAUACUUUUGCUAGUAUUAUCGCUGGUACUGCUCUGCAUAUAAUAGCUGCUACUGCUCUAUGUAUAACAGCUACUACUGCUAGCUAUGAAUCAAGAACUACAGAAAUUACCAAAGUUCUUGCAGCAAGAGAAAGUAUUAGACAUGAAGGCGAUAGUAUUAGA
This is a messenger RNA of Racocetra persica, 203 nucleotides long. The record is from the annotation of a GenBank genome assembly. NCBI's taxonomy places the organism in Eukaryota, Fungi, Glomeromycota, Glomeromycetes, Diversisporales, Gigasporaceae.